AUGGCCAACGCGGCGGUCAACGCGCUCAACUCGCUGCUGCGGGGCACGAGAAUCGAGGAUCAUGAAGAGGCGCUGAAGCUGGCCAAUGGUGCGAUACAGGCAGCACGGGCGAGCAGCGGUGCGGGCGAGCAGCUGGCGACGGCCCAGCACACAAAAGUGGUGGCGCUGCUGAAGCUGGACCGGUUUGACGACGCGCUGCGAGCGGUGGCAGAAGGAGGCGACGCGCUAGCGACGCGGUGCGUGCUGGAGCGGGCGUAUGCGCUGUACAAGACGGGCGAGUUGGCAGAGGCCGAGACGCUGCUGAAAGCUGACGAAAGGCUGUCGUCGUCAUCGUCGUCAAUAUCGAUUUCACGGGCACUUAAGCACGUGGCUGCUCAGGUGGCCUACCGGGCGGAGAAGUUUGGCCGCGUGGCGUCUCUGUACGGCGAGCUGUCAGAGGGUGGAGGCAAUGGUGAGAACGACGACAUCACAGGCGAAGCGCUGGACCUGCGGAUAAACACGCUGGCCACAGCAGCACAGGUCUCGUGGUUGGAGCCGACAGCAGCUGGAGCCAGGAGCAAUGCCGACGUGGGACGACGACAGGACCUGGAGACGUUUGAGACGGCGUACAAUGCGGGCAGCGCGCUGCUGGCAGGCGGUGAUGCGGCACGGGCGAGCGUGCUGUUGCGUCGAGCCCAGCAGCUGUGCGAAGCGUCCGAGGAGCUGAGCGACGACGACAAGCGAGCCGAGCUGCUGCCGAUUCUAGUGCAACAGGCCUAUGCGCUGACGCGGCUGGGCCGCCAUGGCGACGCGGCCGCACUGCAUCGAGGCCUGGGCCAGCUGAUCGACGUGGAUGAAGGCGCGACCAAGGCGGUGGCCCAAAUCAACAAUGUCGUCGUGGGUGCUGACGACAGCAACAACACCGAGACCAACCCAUAUGCAGUGCAGGCCAAGAUGGCUGCCAUUGGGUCGCCGCCAUCGGCUGGCAGUGACCGGUUGUUUGGCCACCAGGCGCGCGUCAUGCGGCACAACCAGCUCGCGCUCGAGCUGCAGUGCUUCAAGUUCAAGGGCGUGCAGACGCGGACGGCAAGACAGCUCAAGAAGCAGGUUCUCGACAGCGACCUCGACCUUGCUUCUCUGGUCGACCUCGGCCUCUUCCACGCGGCCGCCAAGGCCGGGAUGCAGACCGGCAACGAGGCUCUGCGUCGCCUACAGCCGCUGCUAGAGGACCGUCCUGGCGACGUCGGCCUGCUGCUGACAACGUUGCAGCUGCAUCUGCGCCAGAACAAGAACCCGGCUGCUGCCGUCGGCCUGCUGGAGGCCUUUUUUGCUCACUGCGAGACGCCAUGCGUGCGCUUUGCCCCCGGCCUCGUCGCCCUCGCUGUCGCCCUCUACCGGCUGCAGGGUCGUCAUGGUGCCGUGCGCACCGAGCUGGCUGCUGCUGUCGCCCACUGGCAGCUGUCCACGACGGAUGCUCCGGCUUCACUGCUCCGUGCCGCCGGCGUCGAGCUGCUGCGCUCACCCGAUCCGGCUGAUCAGGCCGUCGCUGCGACCGCGUUUGGACAGCUGCACGCGGCUGACCCGACCGACCGCGUCGCUGUGGCCGGACUUGUCGCCGCAGCUGCCACCACGUCCCCGUCCUCGGCUUUGUCGGACCACCAUCGCCAACUAGCCGCUUCGUUGACGCCGGUCGAUAAGCUCGUGCAGGGCGUCGACGUCGAUCGACUUCUGCAGGGCGGCGUAGCCGUGUUGGCUCCUGCUGCCACGGCAACGGCUCCUGCAGCAGCAGCAGCAGCAGCAGCAGCCAAAAAGCGCUCCCGCGAUGCUGAUGAGACGGCAGCCAACACGCCGCUGGCCAAGAAGGCCAAGACGCCCGCCACGCUUUCGCGACAGGCCCGCAAGCUGCAGGCCAAGGAUGCGGCCACAUUUGACGCCGCCAAGACGCCGGACGCCGAGCGGUGGCUGCCGCUGCGCGACCGCAGCUCGUACCGUCCGCCCAAGGGAAAAAAGGGCGGCCGGCGACGCGGUGCCGACGCGGCCACCAUGCAGGGCGGCGUCGUGCGCGAAGAGGAGACGUUGGCGCUGGCUGGCGGCGCUGGCUCGGUCAAGGUCGAGAAGGCGUCGGUGCUGGGGCCCGGUGGCAACAGUGCGGCCAAGAAGCGGAAGAAGGGGAAGAAAUGA
This is a messenger RNA of Grosmannia clavigera kw1407, 2160 nucleotides long. RefSeq names its product signal recognition particle. Gene Ontology annotation, molecular function: 7S RNA binding; protein binding; ribosome binding. The record is from RefSeq and is a predicted model, not a curated record. The coding region runs from base 1 to 2160 and encodes 719 amino acids. The transcript has a single exon. Lineage: Eukaryota; Fungi; Ascomycota; Sordariomycetes; Ophiostomatales; Ophiostomataceae. Gene Ontology annotation, biological process: SRP-dependent cotranslational protein targeting to membrane. Gene Ontology annotation, cellular component: signal recognition particle, endoplasmic reticulum targeting.